AUGUCUCAGCAGAAGCAGAAGCAGUGUGCUCCCCCCCAGCAGUGCUGUGCUCCACCCAAGCAGUGCUGCCCUCCCCCCCAGCAGUGUGCUCCCCCCCAGCAGUGCUGCCCUCCACCCCAGCAGUGUGCUCCCCCACAACAGUGCUGCCCUCCCCCCCAGCAGUGUGCUCCCCCCCAGCAGUGCUGCCCUCCCCCCCAGCAGUGUGCUCCCCCACAACAGUGCUGCCCUCCACCCAAGCAGUGCUGCCCCCUGCCCCAGCAGACCAAGCAGCCUUGCCAACCUCCACCCAAGUGCCCACCCCCUCAGCAGUGCAAGAAGUCCAAGCAGAAGUAA
This is a messenger RNA of Cynocephalus volans (Philippine flying lemur), 333 nucleotides long. Its product is annotated as putative small proline-rich protein 5. The record is from RefSeq and is a predicted model, not a curated record. The coding region runs from base 1 to 333 and encodes 110 amino acids. NCBI's taxonomy places the organism in Eukaryota, Metazoa, Chordata, Mammalia, Dermoptera, Cynocephalidae. The transcript has a single exon.